This is a messenger RNA of Paramecium tetraurelia, 3648 nucleotides long. RefSeq lists its product as uncharacterized. The record is from RefSeq and is a predicted model, not a curated record. The transcript is spliced from 5 exons. NCBI's taxonomy places the organism in Eukaryota, Ciliophora, Oligohymenophorea, Peniculida, Parameciidae.
AUGAGUGUUCCAAGUCGUACAUUCAAUAUGAAGGAUGGUUUGCAAUUUACGAUUGAGACAAAGAAAUUAUAAGGCGAAAAAAAUUUUCCAAAACCUCCAACAUCAAAAGAUGACAUUGAGAAAUAAUUUAAUGAAUGGCUUAAUCAAAUUUGCUUGGAGUAAAAAGAAUUAGAGCAAAUAAAACAGCUUGAACAAAAAUAUAAGUUUAGAAUAUGCUAAUUAUACAAUAACUUUAUGUUGACAAUAAAGAAGAAUCAAUUAAAUGAGGAAACUAAAAUCAAAAAAAUCCUGGAAGACACUAAGCAAAUAAUAAUUAAAUAUGUUCAGGAUAAUUCUGAUCUUCAUCUCAAUUCCUUACUAAAUAACAUAAAGGAUUAAUAAUAGCAAUAGUAUAUCAAUGAAAAGCUGUAAUUAAUUAAAUAGUAUCUUUUUGUGCAGAUAUUAUUGUUGAAAUUGAAACAGUUAGAGGAAUAAUCAAGAAUAUAGAAAAAUUUUAGGGAAUAAACUACCAUCUUAGAAUUUUUUGAAUUCCUGCUUUAAUUUAAGAUUGGGAGAGAGUGCUUAAUGGUAGAUGGUUUCUUUGGAGUGUUGUUUAGUAAUUUUCAUCCAAUCGAAACGAAAAUUACAGGAAUUACCCUGAAGAUAUUGUCUGGGAGCAAAGGAUUAAGUUGGUAACCUGGAUGUGUCUAACAAAUUUUAGAAGCUAUGCAUAAGUUUUAGAAAAUGUACUAACUUCAAAACAGAUUCGAUAUCUUAGUUAGAACCAUUUAUGCCUCUAAGAAUUUACUUAUGGUAUUUUUAAUUGUUAAAUUCUUAUUCAAAUUUCUGUAUUCCUUGGACAAUGAAAUAGUUGAUGAAGUUGUUAAAGAAUUUUUUGAUUGCAGAGUUAACGACAAAAAAGUAAAUGAAAUAUUUCGUUUGGUCCAAGGCAGAAUAUAAAAGAAAUUAUAUUAAAAAGAAGAUUGCACAUAUGAAUCUGUGAGAAAAGAGCUAAAAAAGUUUUAGCAUCCCUUGGCAUCAGAUGGAAAUGAGUAACUACUAACGAAUAGAUUUAAAUUAUAAGACAUGAAUAUCCCUGAAAAAAUCAAUAUAUAGGAAGUAGUAUCCGAAAAUAUUUAAAAUGAAUCUUUGAAUUAGGACUUUAAAAAUGAUCAAUACUAUUAUUUUGAGUAUGGUUAAGAUUCAAUCUUCUAAGGAAUUUAACGAAAUGUCUUAGAGUGGAUAAAUGCUAUUCUUAACAUUUUCUCCUUGUUAGAUAAUAAUUAAGAUUCAUUUCUGAAAGCUGCUAGUGAGAUUUAGGUUACUGAUUUUUAUUAUGAUAAUAAUUCAACCUAAUUAUCAGAUCCCUUUAUAGAAUUAACACCUAAUGAUAGAGAGUCUAGCUUUGAUUCACCUACUAAACUUAUCAAAUAAAUUGAUUCUUCAAAGCAUUCAGAAAAUUAACUCACUUCAUAGUAAGAUGAGCUAACUGCAGAAUUAGAAGACUAUAAAAAGUAGCUUCAAAGUGAAAAAGAGCUCUGUUCGAAAAAAGAACUAGAAUUAAAGGCUCUUCUAGAUGAAAAUGCUAUUUUCAAAGCUCAAAAUGAGGAACUUAAAAAAUCUUUAGAUAAAUCUAAAGAAAUGGUAACAGAAUUAUAAAAAAAGAUAGCAAAUCUUGAAUAAAAGUAAAUCUUCAAUCAAAAUAAUGAUAUUAAAAAUUAAUCAAACUUUCAUCAAAAAACAGACGAACAAUAGAUUUCAUAGGCUUAAGUUUUGGUGGCAUUCAAUUUCAAAAAAUCAGUUUAAAAUACCUUUGUAUAAACUGAAAACUAGCCUUAAGAGUUAGAGAAAAGCAAUUAAAAUUAGAAUUAAAUUGAUCAAGCUUCUCCUAUUUAAAAUUAAACUUCUCCCCAAUAAGUUCAAAAUUAAGCAACCGCUUUAUUACCUCCUCCACCGCCUCCCCCACCUCUACCUAAUACUUAAGUUCCACCUCCACCUCCUCCUCCUCCCCCACCACCUCCUCCAUCAAAGAAUGGAGCUCCUCCUCCUCCUCCACCACCACCUCCAUCAAGAAACGGAGCUCCUCCUCCUCCACCGCCCCCACCACCUCCAUCAAAAACUGGAGCUCCUCCUCCACCACCACCUCCUAGAAUAGGUGGAGCUCCUCCUCCGCCACCUCCUUUAGGAAAUAAUUAAUAAUAAAUCUCAAAUUAAAUUGUUUAAUAACUUCCAUCAGUACCUAUUCGUAAUUUGAAUUGGAUAGUAAUAAAUACAUAGACUUAAAAUAAUUCUAUUUUUCAAUAAAUAUCAAAUAGUGUUGAAGAAAUUAAUAUAGAUUUUUUAUUAUUGGAAAAGAACUUUAACAAAGUCUAACCAAAAGAUCAAAAUAUGAAAUAAUCUGCUGCUUAAUCAAAUGUUGCCAAAAUUACUCUUUUGUCAUCUGAAAGAUCUAAGAAUAUUGAAUUGGUUCUAGGAAAAUUAAAGCUCCCAAAUACUCUAAUAAUAAAGAUAUUAAAAUCAUUUGAUGUAUAAAUAUUAACACCUGCCAUUAUUGAAAGCCUAGAUGGGAUAUGUCCAACUGAGGAAGAAGUAAAGUGUUUAGCUGAAUAUACUGGUGAAAAAGAUCAAUUAGGCAAUUCGGAAUUAUUUGUCGAUGCACUAAGAACAGUUAAUGGAUUUCAACAUAGAUUAAAGGCAAUCAAAUUUAAAAUUGGUUUUUAAGAGUAGGUUGUAGAUUUGAAGAAAAAGAUUGCCAUUCUUGAUCAGAGUUUCUUAAGAGUCAGAGAAAUGCCAGAGAUUGAAACCCUUUUUAAGAUAGUAUUAAAAAUUGGUAAUUUUUUAAAUGCAUCUACAAGCAAAGGUAAUGCGCAAGGCUUUAGAAUAGAUACAAUAGAAAAAUGUGCAGAUAUGAAAACAAGUGAUGCAUAAGAGAAUUUACUUUAUUAUGUGAUAGAUUUAUCAGAAAGUAUACUGAAGAAGGAGAUAAUAGAUGAAUAAAGUAAUAAAUUAAUAAUAUAAAGCACAGUUAUCUAGAGUUUGGAACCAAUUGAAAAGUUAUCAAUAUCACAAUUAUAAGUGGAUUUGUCAGAUUUUAAAAAAGGGUUAAAUGUUGUAACAAAAGCAAUAGAAUAUUAAACAGAAGACUAAGAGGAUUAAGUUAGAACAUUUCUAUAGCCAGUAUAGGAAGAAAUUAAAACAAAUAUCAUUAUUAUAGAAUAAUAAUUAACGUAAUUGGAGGAUAAUUACAAAAAAAGUGCUGCUUACUUUUGUGAGAAUUAAAAAGAUUCAUCUGAAAAGUUUGGAGAAAAAAUACUUAAGAUGCUUAGAUGCUUAUUGAAAAAUAAAAAGGAAAAGGUUCAAAAGGAGGAAAGAAAAAAAAAGUAAUCAGAAUUGCUUUUAAAAUAACAAUCAAAAAUAAUGGCAUAAUCUAGUUCAAAAGCAAAACCUUAACAGCUGUCAGCCCAAUCUGUAACACUUGCAUCUGCAGGAAAUUCUAAUUAAAGCACUCCAAAUGUGAGUGCUUUUAAAGUGGUGAAUCAAAAUGAAAUAUAAGCUAAAUAAUUUGGAAUUUGCAAAGAAAUCUAGGAAUUAAGAUAAAUGAGGCAAACUAAACUCACUAAUUCGAUGAUUUAAAAUGAAGCUGAAAAAACACCAAGUAAAUAGGAAUGA